This is a messenger RNA of Nycticebus coucang (slow loris), 2406 nucleotides long. RefSeq names its product transmembrane protein 200C (gene TMEM200C). The record is from RefSeq and is a predicted model, not a curated record. The transcript has 2 exons. The coding region runs from base 231 to 2075 and encodes 614 amino acids. Lineage: Eukaryota; Metazoa; Chordata; Mammalia; Primates; Lorisidae.
UCGCCCCUGCCGGGCUGCUGAGCCGCGCUCGGAUGGAGGGCCCCGAGGCGCUGUCCCUGCGCCCUGCCGUCGGCUCGGGCUGAAAAAGUUUCUCCAUGCUUCCUUUGUGCCGCCCGAGCUCCCCGGCUCUCCCUGGCAGGAGGAGGUAGCGGAGCAGCCAGUGGGCAGUUGGUGCCCGCCCUGCACAAGCCUCCACCCCAGAGGCUAGACCCACACUCCAAAAGUUCGCCAUGAUCGCCACCGGAGGCCUGCUGAGGAUUUCCGCCAGAAAGCAGGAUCCCCUCCGGCCCCCAAGCCAGGUCCCCAAACGCAAGCGGAAAGCCAGAAAGAGGCGCAAGAACGACGUGGUGGUGGUGAAAGGGAAGCUGAAGCUGUGCUCCAUCUCGGGGCUGGUGGCCUUGUGCGGGAUCCUGGUGCUGCUGGUGGGCAUAGCCAUGGCAGUGGUGGGCUACUGGCCCAAGGCCAACGGGGCCAGUAAGGAGGGGGGUAAGCAGCUGCCGUCCGCGGGCAGUGGCCACCGCGUCCCAAACACUGCCAAUAGCAGCAACGGUGGCGGUAAAAACAGGUCCAAGAGCCACUCGGGGACUCCGGGGAGUGUCAACUCCAGUUCGGUGGGAGCGCCCAGGGGCACGCCCCCAGCGCGUCCCGCCGCCCCCGCCUCGUCCUCCACUUCAGUGGGGUUCUUCUUCAGUGUCUUCUCCGGCUACCUGCACUCCGACAAGCUCAAGGUCUUCGGGCCCCUCAUCAUGGGCAUUGGUAUCUUCCUCUUCAUCUGCGCCAACGCCGUGCUCCACGAGAACAGGGACAAAAAGACCAAGAUCAUCAACCUGCGGGAUCUCUACUCCACCGUCAUCGACGUGCACAGCCUGCGCGCUAAAGACCUGGCGGCCGCCGCGGCCGCGGCUGCUGCUGCUGCAGCCGCUUCCUCGUCGUCCUCGGCCCCCACCUCGGCGCCCCCCGGGGCCGCGCCGCUCAACGGCUUCCUUAGUUACGUGCAGUCUCGGGGCCUGGAGCUGAAGCCCGGGAGCUGCUGCGGCGCCGGAGAUGCCUUCGGAGCUGCGGCGAUGUUGGCCAAGGGCUCGUGGCCCCACCCCUCGGCGCUGAGUGGCGGCGGAGCCAGGAGCGCCGCGUCCCCGCCGGACCUGGCCUCGUCCCCGCGCUGCCCGCGGGAGCCCCCGCGCCUCGCCGAGGCCGUGUACAGCAUCUACCGCGAGCGCUCGGGCGUGGCCAGCCGUUGCCGGGCCGCGGCUGCCAGCGGCGUCAGCAGCCCGGCGCCCUGCAGCCCACCCGAGAGCUGGGGGCGCCAGAGCACCGCCAGCUCCCUCGUGGGCUCCUCGCUGAGCGCCUUCGCGCUGCUACCCUUGCAAGGGGACCGCGACAGGGACGGGGACGCAGAGGGCGCGAGCUGCAGUUGGCAGAGGCCUCCCGGGGCGCGCGGGCCCCGGGAGACCCCGCCGGGCGAGCUGGACCUGAGUUUGACCAGCCUCCGAGGCGCGGAGGGCGGCGCGGGCUGGGCGCGCAGCGAGCUGGAGGAGCCCGAGGGCGCGGUGGCGCUGCGCACCGCCAGGGGGCAGGGCUGCCGCCCGCCUAGGACCGGCAGGUACCCGGCUCUGCGGCGCCGCAGCACCAGCGGCCUCCCAGACUACCGGGCGCCGCGGUCCCCGGAACCCCCGCCCUCCCCGGGCAGCGGGGACCUGGACUUCAGCCUUUUGGCCGAAACUGCCUCCUCCUCGCCUCCCCUGCGACUGCAGGACUCUCCUGCGGCCAGGCGGGACUCGGGGAGUUCGCGGUCGGACGACCCAAGCAGCAGCAAUAAGGGCUACGCUCCUCUGCAGGAGGCCGGCACCUCCCUGGAGUCGGUCGUGGACACCGUAGCCAGUGACAGGCAGGAUUGCGAGGCCGCCACCGGCCUAGGUGCGGAGCAGAGCACCCUGGAGGGUGCCAGCCAAGAGCCACCCUCUGCCGAGCAACCUCAGCCUGUGCAGAGGCAGUUUACAAACAAGGAGAAACUCUUCAUGAUUUCCCGGUCUCAUGCCAUAGGGGUGGAAGGAGAACUGGAAGGCGCUGGCACUUAGCAAGAGGAAGAAGGGAGGGAGGAGGGGAAAUGGGCCAAGCGCCCACUUUAAUCAGUGCAUUAACAGGUCCCUUUUUGUGGACUGAUCCGAGGACAUCAUUCAAUAUCCAAAGAGCUGCAGAAUGUUAACUUGAAUUGAGUUCACAAGAUUCCUGUAGAUAACUCCAAGCAAUUUUUUUUUUAAGCAAACUAGUCUUUUUAUGUCCGAUGGUGACUGUAUGUCCCAUGAAAACCAAAUGUAUUACAAGGUCAGCAAUCUAGUUCAUUAGAUAAAAUUCUCUUACUUUCUUAGGAUCAAAAUAAUAUAUUUUUGACAGUAACUGUGCACUUUA